CUUGCUGAGGUUAAUGAUAAACGGGUGGGUUAAAAAAAACGUCCAUGAGCAGUGUGUGGUGCUUGAAAUUCUCAUAAGGUCUAUGAAAUCAACCCACAUCUUGAAUGGACUGCAACAUGGUAUCUCCGUUCCAGUGGGACUGGGAGAAUUUGAUCAUGUCCAAUCCUUCGAAGACUGAAAAUGAAAAAAGGCAGCAAUCUACUGAGUGGGAAUUUGAAAAAGGUGAUGGUAUUGAAUCUAUAGUUCCAGAUUUCUUAGGCUUUGAGAAAGUCGGUAGUGUCUCUGCCACUAGUUUCUGGCACACUGCUGUAUCAAAAAGCUCCCAGUCGACCUCUAUCAACUCAUCAUCUCCCGAGGUCAAACGAUGCAAUCUUGCAUCACAAAGUUCCCCUGGAGAUUCUUCCAGCAACAUAGAUUUUGUCCAGGUGAAGCCAUCCACAGCUCUCGAGGUAUCUGUUGCCUCAGCUGAAUCAGAUCUUUGUUUAAAACUAGGAAAGCGGACAUACUCUGAAGAAUUUUGGGGCAGGAACAAUAAUGACAUUUCAGCAGUUUCUAUGAAUUUGUUGACUCCAUCUGUUGUUGCUCGGAAGAAAACCAAAUCGUGUGGUCAGAGCAUGCAAGUUCCGCGUUGCCAGAUUGAUGGCUGUGAGCUGGAUCUCUCAUCUGCUAAGGAUUAUCAUCGCAAGCAUAGAGUCUGUGAAAAGCAUUCAAAGUGCCCAAAAGUUAUUGUGAGUGGCCUGGAACGUCGUUUCUGCCAACAGUGUAGCAGGUUUCAUGCUGUAUCAGAAUUUGAUGAGAAGAAACGAAGCUGCCGCAAACGUCUUUCUCAUCAUAAUGCAAGGCGUCGCAAGCCACAAGGUGUAUUUCCACUGAAUUCAGAGAGGGUGUACGAUCGAAGACAGCAUACAAGUAUGUUGUGGAAUGGGUUGUCCCUUAACACGAGAUCUGAAGAAAAGUAUGCAUGGGGUACCACUUAUGAGACAAAGCCUACACAGAUGGAAAGCGGCUUUACUCUGAGCUUCCAGAGAGGUAAUGGCUCUGAGGAGCAGCUGUUUGCUAGUAGCAGCCUCUCUUUCUCUGCGUUUCAAACCUCUGGCGGGUUCCCAGCAGGGAAAUCCAACGUUCAACUUCCUGACAAAGGUGUGGGAGAAUGCUCAGGAGGCCUCCAUGAAUCUCAUGAUUUCUACAGUGCUCUCUCUCUUCUGUCAACAACUUCGGAUUCACAAGGGAUCAAACACAAUCCCGUGGCCGAACCACCGCCAAUAUUUGGCACUUUCCCUACUCAUUUCAUAUGAAAGAGUAAGGAAGUCACUCCAUAAAAAGUCGGGUUGCAUCCGAUGGAGUUUGUUUUCAAAUAAAAUAAAAAUGUGUAACGUUCAUUGCUCAAGCUAAACCAGUUACUCGGUUAGCUCAGCUUUUCUAAUACAUUUCCAAACAUAUU
Messenger RNA from Arabidopsis arenosa, 1441 nucleotides. Lineage: Eukaryota; Viridiplantae; Streptophyta; Magnoliopsida; Brassicales; Brassicaceae. The record is from the annotation of a GenBank genome assembly.